This is a messenger RNA of Pocillopora verrucosa, 1001 nucleotides long. RefSeq lists its product as uncharacterized. Lineage: Eukaryota; Metazoa; Cnidaria; Anthozoa; Scleractinia; Pocilloporidae. Gene Ontology annotation, molecular function: extracellular matrix structural constituent; oligosaccharide binding. The record is from RefSeq and is a predicted model, not a curated record.
CAAAUUCAACGUUUCCGACUACUCUGAGUGUGCUUUGAAGUGCAUGGCAAAUGACACCUGUCAUUCAUACAAUCUUCAAGCCAAAAACAGUAGGCACAAGUAUCAAGUGUGUGAGUUAAAUAACCAAUCACGAAUAUCCAAACCUGGCGACUUUAAACACAGGCAGGGAUAUAUUUACAAUGGUGCUGUUCCGGUGUCCUGUGUUCCAAAAAUUUGCAUUGGGAAAGAUAACUGUCAGUGUCAUCCGGGGUACAAGGGAUUGGAAUGCCUGAUGGUGAGACUUGGCCAUUUUGCUGCAAAUCCUGGAAAAUCUUGCAAGCAUAUUCUUGAAGCAAAUGACUCUAAAGGAGAUGGGGAAUACUGGAUCGACCCUGAGGGCAAAGGAAACCCUUUGAAGGUCUACUGUGAUAUGAAAACUGACGGAGGAGGCUGGCUUCUUACUUCCAUCUUUAUGGUAGAUAGCUCGACCACUCCUCCCGCUUGGACCGUUGAGCCAUCGUACCGCGGGAUCAGCAAAUUCACCAAUCACAAAAUGGGUAUCACAAUUAGCGCCAUGAAAGAACUCAGAAGACACUUGUCUUUCACUCAGAUGAGAUUCCACUGCAGCAAACAACAGGGACGUACAUUCCACGUGACCACUGCUGCUAACAGCUCUGGUGAUGCUGUAGUCCAGUAUUUCAGCGGUCAGACGAACACCCGGCCAGACUCGUGUCUCUCUUUUGUUAGAAUGAAAGAUGACAACUCUUAUCUCGCCAGGGAUUGUGCCACAUGGGGAAACAACAGAUUCGCAGGCAAGUGGGGGCAUACAAUUAAAGCAGGUGAAACACGCUUGUACGAUCACACUGUAUAUGUUGCUCAUCAGUAUCACUGGAUGACAACCUCUGGAAACCGCUUGUGCGACGACAGGAACGGCGAUACCUUUAUAACUUUGUCAAAGGGAGACUUUUGGAAGAUUUUUGUUCGUUAAACAGUUGGCGACUCGCAGAAUUGACAGGAGAAAC